AUGUCGGCGGGGAGUCCCUGUCCCCGCGCGCUUGAAUCUAAUGGUGGGCUGUCGUCCAAGAAUCUCAGCCUUCUGGGAAGAGGACGGUCCUUUCAAGAGCGCAGUCUUUCGAGCAACGGCGGCGGCGCAGACAUCGCCGCCCUUGGAGAUCUUCAAGGAGGUCUGAAGCACGAGUUCGAUCCUGGUCCUUCUCCCUUGGGACUGGGGAAACGGCGGGCCUCUUCGCCGGAACCGCACCUGGACUCUGUUCCUGGGAAGAGGGCUAGGAUGUCUGGCGGAGGUGUUAGAGUUGGGAGUGAGGAGUCCGAUGAUGAAUACCGACCUGGGGAUUCUAUACGCCCGUCGGAUGAGGUCGCGGAUUCCGAAUACGAUUCCCCCGUGAGAAAUAGCUUCUCGGACAAGGAGCAAGACAACGACGCUGAAGACGAAAAGGCUGAGGAUACUAGCCAUUCCAAUGAGGAGGGAUAUCAAUCGGAUGACAUGGAGCACACCUAUCACAAGAACGUAGUGCGAUGCCGUGCACGGCUAAUGCACAGUUUCCACAUGGAGAAGCACUUACUCAUCGGCAAGCUAAAUUCUCUUUCCGGUCGAGGUGACUUAAGCGACGAGAUCAAAGAUGGCCUUGUAGCAGACGUUGACCAACUCUUGGACAUUUCCAAUGAGUACAAGGAUACGUAUACCCCUUUACCUUCUCAGCAUGAUAAGCCUCAAGGUACCACGACGGAGGCUCGGCAGGGCCAUAACCUCUAUAGUUUGGUGACUCAAAACGAGAAAAAUCAAUCAAUCAAUCAGGGCCAUCUGGUUUUGGGUGGUCUAGAAAAAGAGAGUCCGCGUAAAGAAUUGGACCCUGUACUAUCUAGGUCUCGAAUACCGAGAGCUAUUCAAAGGGCAGGCAAGGGGAGCUCUAGCCUAUGCAUCCACUACACCAUCUCACAAGACACCACAACGUCAGCAGAGCUGCGUACCAAGGAAAGACUGGUAGCGAUCCAGGAUCGAAAGACUAUUCUUCCUGCGAAGUCUACCUCCUGA
Messenger RNA from Trematosphaeria pertusa, 1029 nucleotides. RefSeq lists its product as uncharacterized. The record is from RefSeq and is a predicted model, not a curated record. The transcript has 2 exons. NCBI's taxonomy places the organism in Eukaryota, Fungi, Ascomycota, Dothideomycetes, Pleosporales, Trematosphaeriaceae. Bases 1 to 1029 code for a protein of 342 amino acids.